AUCUGGCAGCCUCAUUUGAAGAUGAAAUAUCACCGUGAGGCGUGGUAUCUGAGCAAGCAGGUACAGAAAAUCCAGUUCUUCCACAUGUAAGCCACCAAGACUCCAUUCAGUUCUCUUCAUACUAUCUCCAAGAUUAACGCAGUCUUUAUCCUUGCUUGUUAAACUGACAGCAUGUUUGUUGCAAAGGCUUUUUUGGAAGGGGCAGGACGGGGCCUUGGAGAAGCUCUGGGAGGCCUUCUUGGAGGUGGUCAGAGAAGAGGAGGAGGAGGAGGAGGAAAUAUUGGAGGGCUAGUAGGAGGAAUUGUGAAUUUCAUCAGCGAGGCUGCUGCAGCUCAAUACACUCCAGAACCACCUCCCACUCCUCAGCAUUUCACCAAUGUGGAGGCUUCCGAAAGUGAGGAAGUUAGGCGGUUUCGGCAACAAUUUGCACAGCUGGCUGGACCAGACAUGGAGGUGGGUGCCACUGACUUGAUGAAUAUCCUCAACAAAGUCCUUUCUAAGCACAAGGAACUCAAAACCGAUGGCUUUAGUCUUGACACCUGCCGGAGCAUUGUAUCUGUUAUGGACAGUGACACCACUGGGAAGCUGGGCUUUGAAGAAUUUAAGUAUCUGUGGAAUAACAUCAAGAAGUGGCAGUGUGUCUAUAAGGAGUAUGACAGAGACCACUCGGGGUUUCUGAAAAGUUCUCAGCUGCAGGAAGCUCUGCAGGAAGCUGGCUUCCAGCUAAAUGAACAACUUUACCAAAUGAUUCUCCGGCGGUAUGCUGAGGAUGACGGAGGUAUGGAUUUUAACAACUUCAUCAGCUGCCUGGUCCGCCUGGAUGCCAUGUUUCGUGCCUUCAAGUCUCUGGACAGAGAUGCAGAUGGCCUGAUUCAGGUGUCUAUCAGAGAAUGGCUGCAGCUGACCAUGUAUUCCUGAAGUGAGCAGAGAACCGAGGUCUCCCUGGAGGACAAGACUGCUGAGAACCUUGCCACACUGUCCACAGUUGCUGUCACCCUUCCAGCAGCAGUCAUUUCACGGAGAGGUUUCAUAACCCUACACAUUUCUGAUUGUUGGCUUCCUUUUACGGCUUAAUUAAAAGUUUUUUUUUAAAACGAAAAUUGUUUUGAGUGGUUUGUAUGUCAGCUUUUUAAAAUAUUGGAUUUAUAUAGACAUAUAUGUGACUGGGAGGAAUGGGGUAGAUUUUUAAAGGUUGUUGCUUAUUCUGUGAAUGGAUUCCAAGGAGUUGGAAAUUUAUCAUUGUUGUGGCUGUUAUUAAUAAUUAAAUUUUUAAGAAAUGCUGGAAUAAAUCAAAGCACUCAGGAG
Heterocephalus glaber (naked mole-rat) is the source of this 1305-nucleotide messenger RNA. It is a transcript of the gene Capns2, whose product is annotated as calpain small subunit 2. Gene Ontology annotation, molecular function: calcium ion binding. Gene Ontology annotation, cellular component: calpain complex. NCBI's taxonomy places the organism in Eukaryota, Metazoa, Chordata, Mammalia, Rodentia, Bathyergidae. The record is from RefSeq and is a predicted model, not a curated record.